AUGGGCCGCCUGCUCAGGUACGCCACCCUCUCCCAUGUCUGGGUGGAAAAGUCUGGCUACAACGCCAACGGUCAGAGCUGCCGCAUCGACCUGCACUGCCGCAACCCCUUUCCCGGCGGUGCUCUGGGCCCAGCUCUGCCCGACCUGGGCAUUGACGUGACUGUGCGCACAGCCCAACCCCCGACCACCUCACAAGCCUGCAUCAAGGUGGGCGCUGCCCUUCGCCGAGCCGAAAAGGAGAAGCGCGACUACUACACCGGUUUCAACCAUGGAAAAACUCUGAUCGUCCCUGCGGCGAUGACGACAACCGGUGGGUUCGCCUCCUCCUUUGUGGAUCUGCUUGGUCAGCUUGCCCGCUGCGCCGAGGCCCGUGGUGUGUACCAGCCGGGGCUGGAUGAGGCCUUUGUUCCCCGGUGGAAGGGUCGCUUUGCGGCGCUGGUCCAUCAGAUGAACGCUGACCACAUCCAGCGCCACUUUGGCGGUGUCUGCCUGCGCUUGUCGUAG
Monosiga brevicollis MX1 is the source of this 504-nucleotide messenger RNA. RefSeq lists its product as uncharacterized. Gene Ontology annotation, molecular function: protein binding. Bases 1 to 504 code for a protein of 167 amino acids. Gene Ontology annotation, cellular component: nucleus; nucleolus; preribosome, large subunit precursor. The transcript has a single exon. NCBI's taxonomy places the organism in Eukaryota, Choanoflagellata, Craspedida, Salpingoecidae. The record is from RefSeq and is a predicted model, not a curated record. Gene Ontology annotation, biological process: endonucleolytic cleavage in ITS1 to separate SSU-rRNA from 5.8S rRNA and LSU-rRNA from tricistronic rRNA transcript (SSU-rRNA, 5.8S rRNA, LSU-rRNA); ribosome biogenesis; ribosomal large subunit biogenesis.